AUGUUGCGUGCUGGAAAAUCAGUUUGUCCGUGGGUACUUGCAGUACCGGAAGCUCGCUGGUCGACCCCUGCUCUCCUGUUGCUGCCGGCUGUAGUCAUCCUGUGGUUAUCGUCCGAGCGUGGCAGUUCUAAUUUAGUAUCACUGCAGCAUUGGGCCUCUACACGGUGGUGCGAACGAGGCCGUCGUUCGGAUGCUAAUCUCGAUCGGACGUCCGGAGAACGUGUCAAGAGGCGCGAGAAGACACUUUCAGGGUUUGGUCACCGUGUAUACAAGAAUUCGGACCCUCGUUCUUUCAUCGUGCGCAACUGCGGACGAAUUCUUCAAAGUGACCGGAAAGGAUGA
This is a messenger RNA of Sparassis crispa, 342 nucleotides long. RefSeq lists its product as hypothetical. NCBI's taxonomy places the organism in Eukaryota, Fungi, Basidiomycota, Agaricomycetes, Polyporales, Sparassidaceae. Gene Ontology annotation, biological process: tricarboxylic acid cycle. Bases 1 to 342 code for a protein of 113 amino acids. The record is from RefSeq and is a predicted model, not a curated record. The transcript is spliced from 9 exons. Gene Ontology annotation, molecular function: acyltransferase activity, acyl groups converted into alkyl on transfer.